GCCCUUUCCUAUCAACUCCUCUCCUCCCCCACUUCUCUUCCAUUUCAUAUACUCGGCACCUCACCAACUCCGUUCCGUUCCCUCUCUCUCUCUCUCUCUCUCUCUCUUACUCUUAUCUGCGGGAUUAUCAUUCUCCGACGGAACUUCCCUUCUCCUUCUCAUCCUCCUCAGAAUCGAUCGAUCAAUCGCUCGCCCGGUGAUUGCUACUACUCCUCAAAAGAGAUUCCGAUUCGUGCUUGUUGGAGAAGGGAAAGAAGGGAAUAUCUCAGCAUCGGCAUCGUUCUGACAGGCCAAUCGUCUACGUCCGGAUACUGAAUCUCUGACCAGUUUGAAGGAGGAAGGGAGAGGAGGAGGAGGAGGAGGAGGAGAAGUUCGGUAUCCGCAUAGAAUCGAGGGAUAUGAUGUCAUCACUGGUGGCGAAUCCGGUGGCAAGCUCUGAUCGGUCCCGCGAUUCGAGGAGGAAGAAGAAGAAGAAGGCGCAGGUUCAGUCGCGAGCUCAGGAGAGCACUCAGCCGUCCUACGCCAAGUGGAAAUCCGAGUCUCAGCAGCAAAUCUACUCCUCCAAGCUCGUCCAAGCGCUGUCUCAGGUCCGGCUCGGGGACAUGGCGGCGCCUCCGCGUGGCCGAGCUGUCCGUGAGGCGGCCGACAGGGCGCUGGCUUACGCGGCCAAGGGGAGGACGAGGUGGAGCCGCGCGAUCCUCACGAACCGGAUCAAGCUCAGUAGGUUCCGGAAACAGAGGAGGCAGAGAUCCGCGUCGGCGAUGGCGGCGCUCACUGGAAGCAGCCGGUCGAAGAAGCCGAGGGUCAGCGUCCACAGGCUGAAAGGGAAGAGCCUGCCGGCCGUCCAGAAGAAGGUCAAGGUUCUCGGCCGGCUGGUCCCUGGCUGCCGGAAGGAGCCGCUGCCGGUGAUACUCGACGAGGCGACUGAUUAUAUAGCGGCACUUGAGAUGCAAGUGAGAGCCAUGAGCGCACUCGCUCGGCUGCUUUCCGGCGAUGGCUCGAGCUCUAGCUCCGUCUCCGAGCUGCCGCCCAGCGGAUAAUGACGACGGCGAUCUGCCAACAGUCGCCAUGCCUGAUUUUAUAUAUUUUUUUUCUCCUUUUCUUUUUAUUCAUGUUUAUAUCGUUUUCAUCUUCUCCGAUCGACAUCGUCUUCUCAAUCUCAAAUCUGUUAAAUACGAAUGGUUCUCUGCCUCUUUAUCUUUUCCAUCUCAUAAAUUAAUUGUAAACCAUACCUUAGAUUUUA
Punica granatum (pomegranate) is the source of this 1243-nucleotide messenger RNA. The record is from RefSeq and is a predicted model, not a curated record. Lineage: Eukaryota; Viridiplantae; Streptophyta; Magnoliopsida; Myrtales; Lythraceae.